UGUAUGCGCUUCAGCCAAUCAGGAUGGAUGUGUCUCUGCACGCUGCUCGCUCCCGACAGGAUCCCAAGGCCGCUGCUGAUCAAACGUGGUGCGCGCUCUUGGCUGAGCGGCGGCUCGGUUCUCUCCAACAGCGGCGGACACAAGCGGCGUUUUGAAGUUCAUUUCAAUGGAGCGCGACGACGACGCUGCUGCCUUCCAUGAGUCCUGCGUGUAGACGCCUGCGGUAGCGCGCGUGCGCCACGACCGAAGGUGUAACUGUAAGUAAAAGCGAGACGCGAGACAGCAGGGAAAUAAAUUUCCUCCGGAGCAGGUGGACCAAGCAGGCUGUAGGGAGUAGAGGAUCUGUCAGUAGGACCAAACAGAAUAUUGGGACAAGACUGCGACGGUGAUUUUGAGCCUUCAGAGACGGGAAUCUGUUGUUGCUGUGUACUUCAGGCUCUUAUCUUCCGGCUCACGUCUUCAGGCUGCAUUUUUUCCAAGGUCAGCUGAUCCAGCAGAAGUCCAGUCCCGACAGCUGAAUCGAACUGAAGUGUGUGGAGCCGGGGAGCGGCAGGCUCGGGCUCAGCAGAAGCUCUUCACUAUGGAUGUGGAUGAGGAGGAGAACAUGAGUUCCUGCAGCACCGACGUCAAGGAAAACCGCAACCUGGACAACGUCUCCUCCAAGGAGGGGGCAAGCGUGCCUGAGCAGCUCCCCAACGGAGGCGGAGGAGGCGGGCGCAAGCGCCCCCUGGAGGAGGGCAAUAAUGGUCAUGCACACCCCAAGUUCAGGCCCAAGAAACGCAAGAAAACUCCAGGGCCGGUUCUUCCCAAGAAUGCUCUUAUGCAGCUGAACGAGAUCAAGCCAGGCCUGCAGUACAAGCUGCUCUCUCAGACUGGGCCAGUCCAUGCGCCAGUCUUUGUCAUGACUGUAGAGGUGAACGGACAGCUUUUUGAAGGUUCUGGCCCUACUAAGAAAAAGGCAAAGUUGAACGCAGCUGAGAAAGCACUGCGCUCUUUCGUACAGUUCCCUAACGCUUCAGAGGCACAUCUGGCUAUGGGCCGAACUCUCACUGUCAACACGGACUUCACCUCAGACCAGGCCGACUUCCCCGACAUGCUCUUCAACGGUUUUGAGACUCCUGCCCCACCAGAGGACUCCUUUUACUUGAGUUCCAACUCCAACGGUUCCCUAAACCCACUGGGAGAAUACCCAGUACCACCGGUGACUGGUACAAACAGCCUGGCUCAGGCCCCGCUGCCUCCCCCAUCCACCUUCAACACAUCGUCCAGCGGAAAGAACCCCGUCAUGAUUCUGAAUGAACUCCGGCCGGGCCUCAAAUACGAGUUUGUGUCGGAGAGUGGCGAGAGCCACGCUAAAAACUUUGUCAUGUCCGUGACCGUGGACUCACAGACCUUCGAGGGAUCAGGGAGGAAUAAGAAACUGGCGAAGGCACGUGCAGCUCAGGCUGCGCUUUCUGCUCUCUUCAACAUGCAGCUGGACCAGACACCAUCUCGCCAACCAAUCCCCAGAGAAGGCCUACAGCUCCAUCUGCCUCAGGUUUUAGCAGAUGCUGUCUCGCGUCUCGUGGUGGACAAGUUCAGCGAGCUCACCGACAACUUCACGUCUCCACAUGCACGGAGGAAAGUGCUGGCUGGUGUUGUCAUGACAACAGGCACCGAUGUGAAGGAGGCUCAGGUGAUCUGCGUCUCCACUGGAACCAAGUGCAUAAACGGCGAGUACAUGAGCGACCGUGGCCUGGCACUUAACGACUGCCACGCUGAAAUCAUCGCCCGCCGCUCCCUUCUCCGCUACCUAUACAUGCAGCUGGAGUACUUCCUCAGUAACAGCAAAGAGGAGUACGAAAAGUCCAUUUUCACCCGGUGUGAGAAACACGGCUACAGGCUGAAGGACAACGUUCAGUUUCACCUGUACAUCAGCACGUCGCCGUGUGGAGACGCUCGCAUCUUCUCACCACACGAGGCAGGCGUCGAAGAUCAGGGAGACAGACACCCGAACAGGAAAGCUCGGGGUCAGCUGAGAACUAAGAUCGAGUCGGGGGAAGGCACCAUCCCCGUACGCUCCAGCAACACCAUCCAGACAUGGGACGGCGUUCUGCAGGGAGAGAGACUCCUCACCAUGUCAUGCAGUGACAAGAUCGCCAGGUGGAACGUGGUGGGGAUCCAGGGCUCACUGAUGAGCUACUUCACUGAGCCCAUCUACUUCUCGAGCAUCAUCCUGGGCAGCCUGUAUCACGCUGAUCAUCUCUCUCGGGCCAUGUACCAGCGCAUCGCUGACAUCGAACACCUGCCCCAGCAAUUCACCCUCAACCGGCCCCUGCUCAGCGGUAUCAGUAACGCAGAAGCACGGCAGCCAGGAAAAGCUCCUAACUUCAGCGUGAACUGGGCGGUGGGUGACCAAGGUUUAGAGGUCAUUAACGCCACCACGGGUAAGGACGACAUGGGCCGGCCUUCUCGCCUCUGCAAGCAUGCUCUCUACAGCCGCUGGGUUCGACUGCACUCAAAGUUCUCGUCCACCUUGCGGAUCAAAGUGGCCAAGCCGAGCUCAUACCACGAAGCCAAGCAGGCGGCAGUGGAGUAUCACGCCGCAAAGCAGACGCUCAUCAAGGCCUUCCAGAAAGCAGGAUUGGGGGCCUGGGUGAAAAAGCCUAUAGAACAGGACCAGUUCUCUCUGAGUUCGUGAAGGGGAUGCAAGAGGGACAGUGCAGAGAUCUGAAUGACAUGACUACAACCAGCUGUUGAUAUGUCACUUUGUGUGUGUGUGUGUGUGUGCAGGUGCGUGCGUGCAUGUGUGUGUGUAUGUAUGUAUGUGUGUGUGUUUGACUCUGUUGAUUUCCAGCCAAUCCACAGCCCUUUAGACUCACUCACUCUGCCCUUACACACCUGAUAUUCGUUUGUCUGUUGUUUAUAACAAACGCCUGUGUUUGGGGUCGGAAAAUCACUCCAGAGCUCUGAAUUGGAUACAGUGUUCUAUUUUACAACUGGAAAAAAAAAAAAAAAAAACAUUGUUUGUCACUUUAUUCCUGUUAAAUGGGUUUUGAUCGCUUCCAACCCAUCGUGCUCAUGUUUGGUGGCCUCGGAACGUACAUGCAGGUUUAUGCUAAUUAUGACACUGAAAUGCAUCCCUCUGUUUUUAACCAUCAGCCUUCUCUUUUAUUCUGUUUCUAAAUCUAACUUCGAAAUCAAGACUGUACUUUUUACUGUUGGAAAUUUCUUUUUGUUUCUCUCCUUGUACGAUGUAAUUCGAAUUUAAUUAGAAUUUAGAACAGCAGUUUUUUUAUUUUUAUUAUUAUUAAUUUUUUUUACAAAUCAGACACGGAGUCUUCUCCCCUUUAAAACAGACCCAAACUUUUUUUUAACGUUCUAGAAUCGAGCCUUUAAUUAACCAUGUAAUCAAAAUGCAACCAAAGUACAUUGUUCUCGUUUAACUUUGUCUCAGUGACAUCUCUAUUGCAUGUGUGUACCGUGUGCAGUGGCGCACAUCACUCUGAACAAGUGCCCGAUUUUUUUGUUUUUUGUUUGUUUUUUUUCCCGGGCAAAAUAUAAGAGACUUGAUGAAGAAGCUGCCUUCUUUUGACCAUUUUAGAAGUUUAGGAGUUUAGGUACUUUUACAGAAUGAUGUCUCGUCUUUUUUUAAAUUGCAUGGGCGUGUAUGAAGCUAGGUUUUGUAGCUGUUGCUAUGUCAGUCUGUUCAUUUGCAUUGAUCAUUGUAGAAACAGAUGGUAGAAUAUAUAAUACCACGCCGCCCACCGAAUUUUAGGGAACGGCAGCGUUUCUCGGUUGUGCACGUUUAUUGUCUAAAGCGGUCUCUCUCUGCAUGGAAAGAGUGGACGGUUUUCAGGGGUUACUUACAAACAGCCCGGUUUAAUUAGGGCUUCUUUCUUUGUUUGUUUAUUAAAUAUGUCCGUGUUUUUUUUUGUUUGUUUGUUUGUUUGUUUUUCUUUUCAAAUUUUUGUCACAAAUUGUCCAUAUUGCUGAAUUCUGCUGUAUCCCUGCUACUGAGGUCUGCCUUCUUUCUGCAAGAUUCUUUUCCUGCUGUUUUUUAAGCUUGUGCACUCUUUCAUUAUUGACCAACAAACAGCAGCAUGUUUGACUGAUCCUGAAGUCAUAUAAACAGGAGCAUGAUUACUAUAAUAAUCCUCAGCUUUUAUUUUCAACAGUCGGCUUUUGUUCCUUAGUUUAAAAAGGAAGCUUCGCUGAACUUGAAUCACAGACUUCGAUUUUCACCUUAUUUUCAAGGCAACAGCUCCGUUUGGUGAAAGCGAAAGGGAAGGCCACGGUUUUAUGUUGAAAUAAAUGAAACCGUGAAUAUAUUUCACGUUAAAUUGCUGUUUUUCACUUUGGAAUGCAGCGCAGUCACAUGACCUCUGCAGCCCAAACACCACUGGACUUAGCUGAUUCUCUCUCACAACUGUACAGAGAGACGGUGUUACAUUUAAGUGUGUGUGUGUGUGUGUGUGUGUGUGUGUGUGUGUGUGUGUGUGUGUGUGUGUACCUGCUGCUGAGCCCAACCGGCACUCUGUCGAGAUGUCAUAGCAACAGGACUUGGAGAUUGUUGAAUCUUCACCAAAGAUGAUGUCUUUUACGUUUGGUUGUUUUACGGUGAGAAAAAUAAAAGUGUAACUUUAUUUUUUAAAAACAGUUAUUAAUGCAAAGUUCGGUGGACAUCUUAUAACUGGUCAUCAAGGUUUUGUAUAUUCAUUUACUAAUAUAUUUUUAGUUUGUUUCACUGACAAUCUCUGUGUUUUGCAUUGAUAUGAGAGCAGCUCCUUUCUCUGAGUUUCGGUUCCUGUUAGUUUACAACUGUAAAUAUUGUGAACCUCUGUCAUUGCCAUGGACAUUCAUAUAUACUGCAUAUGUUUCUGGUAGUUCUGAUCGACUGUUUCUUCAUCACACCUUUACACACAUCUGCAGAAACUUGUAUGGAAGUGGUAGCUUCUGUACCACUUGUUUUCUUUUAAUUAAAGUCAUUGUAUUGUU
Tachysurus fulvidraco (yellow catfish) is the source of this 4977-nucleotide messenger RNA. RefSeq names its product adenosine deaminase RNA specific B1b (gene adarb1b). Gene Ontology annotation, biological process: adenosine to inosine editing; RNA processing. Lineage: Eukaryota; Metazoa; Chordata; Actinopteri; Siluriformes; Bagridae. The coding region runs from base 581 to 2680 and encodes 699 amino acids. The record is from RefSeq and is a predicted model, not a curated record. The transcript has 14 exons. Gene Ontology annotation, molecular function: double-stranded RNA binding; tRNA-specific adenosine deaminase activity; double-stranded RNA adenosine deaminase activity. Gene Ontology annotation, cellular component: cytoplasm; nucleolus.